GGCAAAAGUGAGAAGAUUUCUUUGUGAUCGUGGGGGCUGGCCUUCAGCAGGAGGACAAUGGAAUGGGGAGCGUGAGAGAAGGGCAUAAGUACCCGCUCGCAUCCGUGCCAUUGAAUCGGCCAUCACACCCGAUCUCCACCUAUCACUCGCCCCACCGCCUCUGCCGUCAAAAUGCAGUUCCUCACGACGCUCCUCAGCACGCUCACUUUUGCCUCAGUAGCAAGCGCACACUACGCGUUGACAUACCCGGCGUGGCGCGGCGACUCCUUCGCCACGCAAUGGAACUACCCGUGCGGCGGCGUUAACACGACGUCGACGAGCAACCGCACGCUGUGGCCGCUCGACGGCGGCGCCGUCGCGUUCAAGCCCGGCCAUCCGUGGGCUCAGACUUACAUCAACCUCGGCCUGGGCAAUAACGUCACCCGAUUCAAUAUCACACUCGCUGCGCCGUUCAAUCAGACCUCGAACGGAACGUUCUGCUUUCCAGAUAUGCGCCUGCCUGAGGGUGUCAAUGUCCAGGAGGGCGAUAUUGGGAGUAUCCAGGUCGUCCAGUUGACUACCAGCGGUGGCGCACUAUAUAAUUGCGCGGACAUCACCUUCUCGAAGAACGCCACCGACCCGAGCACGGACGUGUGCUUCAACUCCACGGGGGUGGGUGCAUCAGUGCUGGAUUAUGAUGGCGCGGCGGCCGCGGCUGCAUCGGGUUCGGGAGCCGCGAACUCUACUUCCGCAGCGACGCAGGUGGUCGGUGUGGCGUAUGGCGCGGGAAGUGUCGUCCUUGUUGCCGCCGCGGCGGUGGCGGUGUUGAUGGUGUAAUCGGGAUGUUAGUAGGAAGUAGUGGAGGAUUAUACUUGGGCUGGGAUGUAGAUAUUGUGAAUGGGAUGGAGGAUGGGAUGGUUGGGAUGGUUGGAUGGGUGCGUGUUUACUUGAGAAACCUACCUAGUAAUUUGGAAUGGAUUGAAUGAAGCUUGAUGAACAGAGUGCUGUGGGUGCGUUUGAGACGAAAUUCUGCUCGGAGGAGACAAGAGCCGGAGAUGUGAAUGGGCCGAACUUGGAGGUCUACUUUCUAUGCUUUAGCGGGCGGCCCAGAGUGAAUGGUAGCUGCCAGAGGCAUUGAUCCUGUGUUUUCAGCCCUCGGCCCAUAGCCCUUCACAUUGGAUCACUGG
Molecule: messenger RNA, 1166 nt
Organism: Tricharina praecox
Lineage: Eukaryota; Fungi; Ascomycota; Pezizomycetes; Pezizales; Pyronemataceae
Exons: 2
Coding region: 172-816 (214 amino acids)
Source: RefSeq, a predicted model, not a curated record